AUGUCUAACAACGAAAGAACUUUUAUUGCUAUUAAGCCAGAUGGUGUCCAAAGAGGAUUAAUCAACUCUAUCUUAGGUAGAUUUGAAAACAGAGGAUACAAAUUAGUUGGUAUCAAAUUAGUUCAACCAACCGAAUCCUUAUUAAGAGAACAUUACGAUGACUUGCAAUCCAAGCCAUUCUUCCCAUCUUUAUUAUCUUACAUGUUAUCCGGCCCAGUCUUAGCUACUGUCUGGGAAGGUAAGGAUGUUGUCAAGCAAGGUAGAGCUAUCUUAGGUGCUACCAACCCAUUGCAAUCUGCUCCAGGUACCAUCAGAGGUGACUACGCCGUUGACAUGGGUAGAAACGUUUGUCACGGUUCUGACUCCGUUGAAUCUGCUGAAAAGGAAAUUGGUUUAUGGUUCAAGAAGGAAGAAUUAGUUGACUACAAGCCAGCUUUAUUCGGAUGGAUCUACGAAUAA
Messenger RNA from Debaryomyces tyrocola, 459 nucleotides. NCBI's taxonomy places the organism in Eukaryota, Fungi, Ascomycota, Pichiomycetes, Serinales, Debaryomycetaceae. The record is from the annotation of a GenBank genome assembly.